AUCUACCGAUGGACCGAUGCCAAUGGCAUGAUGUAACAACGGAACCACCUCCUGAAACAAGCCCACGCUCCCUUUCUUCCCUUUCCCACCAGUCAAUUCUCCACCGGGGAAAACGUGAGAGGAAGAGAAAUUUUUCUAAACGUUGACAAGAAAAUACUUCUCUCGAUUUGGGUGUUAUACGCACGUUGCCUACCGCGAGCCAGGCUCUCCCGUUCCCCUCAGAAAUUCCAUGUUUCCCCAUCUUCCUCCUCCGCUGCUCCAGGAAUAGAAGCGGCGAACAGAAGGGGGGUCGAAGCUAUCCCAGCUUUCCAAACCCCACUCUAGCUAGACCCGUGCUGAUUGAUUUCUGGCUGAAAUUCUGUCCAAGAUGAGCUCCGAGUCCAGGGGGCUGCUCGGAAUCGACCCCAACGAGCUCCGCUUCGCCUUCGAGUUAAAGAAGCAAAUCUCGUGUUCACUGCAUCUAACAAACACAACGGACCAAUACAUCGCCUUCAAGGUUAAGACAACGAGCCCAAAGAAGUACUGCGUCCGGCCAAACAACGGCAUUGUGCCACCGCGAUCAACAUUCGAUGUUCUAGUAACAAUGCAAGCGCAGCGGGAGGCGCCACCGGAUAUGCAAUGCAGGGACAAGUUCCUUGUGCAGAGCGCCGUGGUGAGCCAGGACAUCGCACCAAAGGAUAUCAGCGGAGACAUGUUCACCAAAGAAUCGGGCAACGUGGUGGACGAGGUGAAGCUGCAGGUUGUUUACGCUCCACCAUCGAAACCGACAUCCAUAAAUGAGGGUUCUGAUCAGGAAAGUCUGGGAAGUUGGAGUUAUCAAGAGACAACAAGGGAACUUUCAGAACCAGAAACAAUACCUUCUGAGCCCUUGGCUUUAAUUUCGAAGUUGAUGAAGGAGGAGAAGAAUUUUGCUAUUCAAGAGAACAAUAAGCUUCGAGAGGAACUGCGUCUCCUAAGACGGGAAAUCAGCAGGCAGAAUGUCGGUUUCUCGCUACUUUUCGUGCUCGUGGCCGCUAUUCUGGGCAUCCUACUAGGCUUUUUCAUGAAGAGAUGAGCUUGUGUAAGAAUGCAGGUUUUUUCAGUUCUCUGUCAAGACCUGGAUAUCAUACGUGCUCUCGGUCUCGUUAGACAUAUGUACAACUCAUGGUCUCUUAUCUUAGGAUCUGAUGCCUCUUAUAAUUUUUUAAUUCAUAUUAGCUGCUGUAGCGAGUCAAUAAGUCGGUCUUUAGAAAAUAUUACUGUAUGGCUAAUUAUUUGCAUCUUUUUGGAACCUGUAAACAGAAUAGUUGCUUUGAUACUAUGGCUUGCAGUAUAUAUGCAUACUGUAUUAUAUGGAGAAGUUCACUUGUUACUUUCAUCA
This is a messenger RNA of Hordeum vulgare subsp. vulgare (domesticated barley), 1360 nucleotides long. RefSeq names its product vesicle-associated protein 1-2-like. NCBI's taxonomy places the organism in Eukaryota, Viridiplantae, Streptophyta, Magnoliopsida, Poales, Poaceae. The coding region runs from base 368 to 1054 and encodes 228 amino acids. Gene Ontology annotation, cellular component: endoplasmic reticulum membrane; plasma membrane. Gene Ontology annotation, biological process: endoplasmic reticulum membrane organization. The record is from RefSeq and is a predicted model, not a curated record. The transcript is spliced from 8 exons.